AAUUUUCAUUUAACCAUUACCUGCUUCAUCAUCUUCAUCUUCUAUUUCUUCUCCAUCUGCCGACAAUCAAACAGAUUCAAAAUUUUUGAAAGAAAUCAAGCAAAAAGGAACUUAUGGCGACUGUAACUGUGCCUCCUGUGUUAACUUCCCCUCGCGAUGAUGCUAUUCAUCUUUACCGUGCUUUCAAAGGCCUUGGCUGUGACACUGCAGCAGUCAUCAACAUUCUUGGCUAUCGGAACGCGUCGCAGCGUAGUCUCAUCCAACAAGAAUACAGAGCUAUGUAUUCUGAAGACCUCAACAAGCGCUUGGUCUCGGAGCUUCGGGGCAAUGUUGAGAGAGCGGUUGUACUUUGGAUGCAUGAUCCUGCGACGCGUGAUGCAACGAUUGUGAGAAAGGCAUUGAGUGGAGAUGUUAUUGAUCUUAAAGCUGCUACUGAAGUAAUAUGUUCUCGCACUUCGACACAAAUCCAGCAAUUCAAACAGAUUUAUUACGCAAUCUUCGGUGUUCUCCUUGAGAGUGAUAUAGAGUAUCAAGCAUCCGGAGAUCACAAGAAGUUGCUUCUUGCAUACGUGCAUACACCCCGUUAUGAAGGUCCCGAAGUCGAUAGGUUGAUGGUAGGGAAUGAUGCCAAGGCUCUCUUCAAAGCUGGGGAGAAGAAAUUAGGGACUGAUGAGAAGAUUUUCAUCAAAAUUUUUAGCGAAAGAAGUAGAGCGCAUCUGGCUGCUGUUAGUCAUGCUUACCAUAAUACGUACGGAAAUUCCUUGAAAAAGGCAAUAAAGAAAGAAACAUCGGGGUAUUUCGAGCAUGGCCUUUUGACUAUUCUACAAUGUGCUGAAAAUCCUGGGAAUUACUUUGCAAAGGUCCUACACAAGGCGAUGAAGGGACUAGGCACAAAUGACAGCACUCUGAUAAGAGUAAUUGUGACAAGGGCUGAGAUUGAUAUGCAGUAUAUAAAGGCAGAGUACAGGAAAAAAUAUGGUAAAACAUUGAACGAUGCUGUUCAUUCAGAGACCUCAGGCCAUUACAGGGCCUUUCUUCUCUCUCUUUUAGGCCCCAAUCAUUAGUCUUUGCUAGCUAAAUAAGAUAAUGUGUGAAAUUUGUUUCUUCAAUGCUUCUUUUUCUUUUUUCCUUAUUAGUAAUAUGGUUUUUCCUUGUAUAAAAAAAGGUAGAAGAGAACCUAUGAUUUUGAAACACCUAUUGUAAAAAUGUCAAUAUGUUUUAUUGGAAACUUCCACUGGGGUGUUUGGUAUAAGGAUUCGUGUCAUAAUUUGAAUUAUAGUUCGUGGUUCA
Molecule: messenger RNA, 1290 nt
Organism: Morus notabilis
Lineage: Eukaryota; Viridiplantae; Streptophyta; Magnoliopsida; Rosales; Moraceae
Product: annexin D5
Exons: 6
Coding region: 114-1064 (316 amino acids)
Cellular component (GO): cytoplasm
Molecular function (GO): calcium ion binding; calcium-dependent phospholipid binding
Source: RefSeq, a predicted model, not a curated record